AUGCAUUUGGAAAUUGGACUGAUAUUUUGUAUUUUGGGACUUGCUCUCCAAGUUCAAGGAUCCCAAGAACACCUCAUUAAAGAAAAUCACGUCAAGUCCAAGUUCAUGGAAGAUGUCUCUAGUUUUGACAGUACAAGAACAGCAAAAGUGUCCAAAGUGUCAACCAUCAGGAGGAUAUUUGAUUUGGUGGGGCAUCGGUCCAAAAGAUCCAUAUCCUUCCCAACAGGGAUUAAAAUCUGUCCACAAGAAUCAAUGGAACAAAUCUUGGCCAAUCUCCAGGCUUAUUACAAACUACGAGUCUGUCAGGAAGCUGUGUGGGAAGCCUAUCGAAUCUUCCUGGACCGUAUCCCUGACACAAAUGAGUACCAGAAUUGGGUCAGUGCCUGCCAGAGGGAAACUUACUGCAUUUUUGACAUUGGAGAAACCUUCAGCAAAUCUCAGGAGCUCCAAGAACUUCUCCAGCAGCGUUUAAAGCAUCAACGUUUCCCUGAGAGAAAAGAUGAAAUUCCUACAGAGAAGACAAUGGAAAGUAAAAAGUCUGAUGAAGUCCCUAUAUUUCCUACAGUCUCAGCAGGUGCCGCUAGCUUCUCUCUACCUCCCUUCACAUCCACUCCUAAUGGCUCACUUCUCAACAAACUUUUCAAUGACACAAAGACUCCUGUGAAGGAUAUAGAAACUGAAGUCACUAAUAUCAUAUCAAAGGGACCACUGGAAGAGAUAUUAGAAUUUAGUGUCAACUUGGCAAAUCAGAAGUUUAAGGCAGAGCUGAAUGACCCAGAGUCCCCACAUUACCAGGAACUAGCAGCAAAAUUUCAACAUCAGAUGCAAAAAAUAUUUAAGACACUUCCAGGAUUCAAAGAAAUCCAUGUGUUAGGAUUUAGACCAAAAAAGGAAAGAGAUGGCUCCAGCAGCACAGUUGCUCGACAGCUGGUGAUCUUUAAGAGAGACAGCUCAGAAAGAGGAAGGCCCAGCGGCAACCUGUCAACCAUUCACUCUAAUGAAAUUGAAAAGGAAAGCCAGCUUCAGAGCUUGGAGGAGGAGGAACUUCAAGAAAGCAGCCUCACCUCGGCAGGGCUGCAGCAACUCAUUACCACAGCACUAGAGGAAGACAAGUCUCUGGAACUGGGGACAAUUCAGUUUACUGAUGAAAUCGAAAAGCCUCCAGAAGGCCUGGAACAUGACAUCCAAUCAGUAAUGACUACUACCCUUGCUGAACACUCUUUGGAUGCUACCUUGAAUCCUGAGUUUACACUUGGUCAUCCCAGCCCUGCGACAGAAGAAAUAUCAGAGCAACACUUAUCAAGUGAAUUAUUUACUUCGGAGACAGCUGAUGAAGCUCUUAUGAGCUCUGUGAAUUUAACUCCACCAACUUUUCUGACGGGUGAGCAAUCAGUGGUUCCUGAGGGGCCUGAAUCUGGAAAGGAAACCGUAGAAGAUACUUUGAUAGAUCACCUUUCUGAAAGAGUUCCCAGGCCUGUGGAGAGUACUAAAGGCCCUUCCUUGAUUGAUCAAGAAAUAGAAGAGGAGCUAACUGGCAUCACAGAACUGCCUCUUCUAGGACUCAGUUCUGAAGAUCUGUCUGGACAAGGGGAACUUCCAGAAAUAAUGGAAUUAUCUGGUGAUGCUUCUGCAGAAACCACAGACAGUCUUUGGUCUCCUUUUGGCACAGUGUCUCCUACCCAAAUGGAAUCUUUGCCAUUUUUCACCGGAUGGAGUGACUUCUCUCAACCUGAACAACCAGUAAUAUUUCCCAUUGAUCAAACAACUCGGAUUCCAGUGGUAGCCAGUCCCAUUUAUGGUCAAUCUCUUUCCAAAACCACAGGGACUUCAGGACUCAGCACACAUGUUUCAGGUUCCCAGAAAAGCUCCCAAGAGCCUGGCAGAAUGGAUGAGGUGAUGGAGAAUGUUGUUUAUGCUUCCACCCCAGAAAGCAGCUCAGUAGAAACCAUAAUGGCUACCACUUUGAAAUACCUUACCACUAGCUCUAUGACCACAGCCACCAAAGGCAAAGAAUUGGUGGUGUUCUUUAGCCUGAGAGUCACAAAUGUGCCCUUUUCUAAUGACCUGUUCAAUAGGAGUUCUCAGGAAUAUCAAGAGCUGGAGCAACAAUUCAUACAACUGGUUUGUGGCCACCCUGCACCUAGGAAGCCUAUUGAUGCCAUUUUCCCAAUAGCACGUGCUCACAUCGUGGCUCAUUUUGGCAAUCCUCACACUGAUCAAGCGGACCCAUGCAAAUUCAUGGCAUGUGAUGAAUUUUCACAGUGCAUAAAGAAUGAAUGGACAAAAGAGGCCGCCUGUCUUUGUAAGCCAGGCUAUGUCAGCCAAGAUGGACUGCCCUGUCAAAGCCUGUGCAACAUGGAUCCAGGUCUUUGUGUGAACGGAGGAAAAUGUGAACUGGUUCCAGGAAAGGGAGCAGUUUGUAGGUCAUCAGAUGAUUCUUUGAUACCAAAAUUGGCCAGUUAG
Messenger RNA from Gracilinanus agilis (Agile Gracile Mouse Opossum), 2463 nucleotides. RefSeq names its product interphotoreceptor matrix proteoglycan 1 (gene IMPG1). NCBI's taxonomy places the organism in Eukaryota, Metazoa, Chordata, Mammalia, Didelphimorphia, Didelphidae. Gene Ontology annotation, biological process: visual perception. The coding region runs from base 1 to 2463 and encodes 820 amino acids. The record is from RefSeq and is a predicted model, not a curated record. The transcript is spliced from 16 exons.